CUCGAAGGAGUCAAGCGGUGGCACUGUUUGGCAAAGCACUGACUCCACACACACCACGUGAAGCGAAUGGGGGCCCGCUUUAAAACCUGACAUUUAACACUGCUCACUGCUCAUUGCCGCUUAAACUUCCAGCGGGAGCCAAAGUCUUCUUGCAAGACUCUGUAGAACAGACAGCGGGGCAGCUUCUUUAUUGCUCCCUACCCCUCGCGGUUGAACUGGCGGCCGCUAAGGAAAUCCACUCCAGGAGUGCCACAUCGCUGUGACUUUUGAUUUUUCCACCCACCCUUGCUACUGACCGCUCUGUCACUUGGACUGUGUGUGUGUGUGUGUGUCUGACUGUAUGCGCGUAGCACCGCCGUUUUUGCCACCCCUUUUGCAGAUAGAUACGGGGCAGGGAUGAUGAGCAAGCAAGUGGUCCCCGACCACAAGCUGGCAUCGGUCGCUCCAAUGAUAAACUGCAACGACGUGGAGAGGAAGGACGUGGAGCUGGUGCUGGUGAAGAAACGCAACGGGCUCCAGUGUGCGAACAGCACUAUCGUUAACAGCCCGGCCGGCGGCGAGCCGGAGCGCAGGGAGACGUGGGGGAAGAAAGUCGACUUCUUGCUGUCUGUGGUCGGAUUUGCAGUGGACUUGGCCAAUGUGUGGAGAUUCCCUUUUCUCUGCUACAAGAACGGGGGCGGUGCAUUCCUCAUCCCAUACCUGCUGUUUCUACUGAUCGCCGGGAUGCCCCUGUUUUACAUGGAGCUGGCUUUGGGACAGUUUAACCGCGAAGGAGCAGCCACCGUCUGGAAAAUCUGCCCUAUAUUCAAAGGUGUGGGCUAUGCCGUGAUACUGAUAGCCCUUUACGUCGGCUUUUACUAUAACGUCAUCAUAGCUUGGUCUCUGUUCUAUCUCUUCUCAUCGUUUACCUCUGAUCUACCAUGGGCACACUGCAAUAACUAUUGGAAUAGUAAGAACUGCACGGACCCGAAGCUAUUUAACACCUCCUUGCUGGGAAACGGAACCAAAUAUUCCAAGUAUAAAAUCACGCCAGCGGCAGAGUAUUACGAGCGGGGAGUUCUGAAUCUCCACGAAAGCGCAGGAAUCCAUAACUUGGGCCUACCAAGAUGGCAGCUUAUCCUCUGCUUGCUUGUCGUCAUCAUCAUUCUGUACUUCAGCCUCUGGAAAGGGGUAAAGACUUCAGGAAAGGUGGUGUGGAUCACCGCGACCAUGCCCUACAUGGUGUUGUUCGUCCUAUUGAUCCGGGGAAUCACACUACCAGGGGCAAUGAAUGGCAUCAAGGCCUACCUCAGCAUCGACUUCGAACGCCUGAAGGAAGCUCAGGUCUGGAUCGAUGCAGCAACUCAGAUCUUCUACUCCCUUGGAGCUGGCUUUGGUGUUAUCAUUGCAUUUGCCAGUUAUAACAAAUUUGAUAACAACUGCUAUCGAGACGCAAUUUUCACCAGCUCCAUCAACUGCGUGACAAGUUUCUUCUCAGGAUUUGCUAUCUUUUCUGUGCUGGGCUACAUGGCAUUCAAGCACGGGGUUGAUAUUUCCGAGGUAGCCACAGAUGGUCCAGGCUUGGUGUUUGUCAUCUAUCCCGAGGCAAUCUCCACGCUCCCAGGUUCCACAUUUUGGGCGAUUAUGUUCUUCAUAAUGCUGCUGACAUUGGGGAUAGACAGUGCAAUGGGUGGCAUGGAGGCGGUGGUCACUGGAAUCACAGAUGACUUCAAGAUUUUGAAGAAGCAUCGGAAGCUUUUCACGCUGGUCACUGCAGGCGGAACCUUCCUGGUCGCGCUGCUUUGCAUCACCAACGGGGGGAUUUACGUGUUCACGUUACUCGAUCAAUUUGCAGCAGGAACAGCUAUCCUUUUUGGGGUAUUAAUAGAAGCUAUUGGUGUGUCGUGGUUUUAUGGAGUUGACAGAUUCAGCGAAGACAUCAAACAAAUGACAGGCUUCAAGCCAGGACUCUACUGGAGGCUCUGCUGGAAGUUUGUUAGUCCAGCCUUUUUAUUGUUUGUAAUAAUCGUCAGUAUUGUGAAGUUCAAACCUCUAACCUAUGAUGAAUAUGUAUUCCCAAAUUGGGCAAACCUCGUUGGCUGGGGAAUCGCAGUGUCUUCUAUGUCCCUGGUGCCAAUCUAUGCCAUCUACAAACUCCUCACCGUACGUGGGACUUUAAAAGAGAGAAUAGCUUACUGCAUUACUCCUGAGAAUGAACAUUAUCUUGUGGAGCAAGGAAAAGUGCAACAGUUUAAGCUGGAACAUUGGCUUGCGAUAUGAAGGCUUCCAAAGCAGCUCCAACACACUAUGAGAUGCAAUGAAAAGAAUAAAUUCCUGGUUUUUGAAAGAUUUUUCAAUUCAAUUAGCCUUUCAAAGAUAUCGGAUUCAUUACGCGUCAAGUUUGGUGCCAUGCCCUGCCUGAUUUAAUGUGGAUGGCUGGGCAGAGGAGAGUUAUUUAUUUUGUGACGUUUUUCAUGCAUGGAGUGUGACAGACUGCAGUUGUCUAUAUAACGUUAAUUAUACAACACGGAAUAUUAUUUCUUCCUUCAUUAAUGCCGCAUGAAUGCAUUAAAGAAAAAAAUCCAUGGGCAUUUGAGAGCAUCCAGCAGCAUUUUUUAAAAACUGUGUUCUUGCCAGCAAAAAUGUAGGCAGGCAAUUUGUAGACCACUGUUUUCCUUUAAAAAGUAUAUUCCAUCAUUGCAAACUGACAUGAAUAUUGGUUCCUCCAUGACAUAACCACGAGGAUCUCUGUUCAAAGCAGCUUAACUGAAUGUCAUCAGUCAUGUUUCUAACAAUAAACUAAUUUACAGUUUGUUCUGUAUUUGUACACAUGUUAAAUGUAAACCUCCCGGAAGAUCGUCUGCUUGUGAUAGAUUCUAGCCUUAAAUUACCGAAACUACUGCCAAUGUCUCUCAACGCUUUCACUCUGACCAAAUAUCUUGAGUUUAAUCUCCCUCGUUCAUGACCCUUCACAGGAGAGAGUUUGUUUGGCAAAUUUCAUUGUGAGAACGCUAACUCAUGUGUUCGACAUUGCUGUGAUCACAGGAUUUAAGUAAAUGCUGACUGUGCGGAUGCCUCCACAAUGAUGGUUUUCUAAGGUUUGUUUUGUUUAGUUAUAGAGAUUCAGCAUGGAAACAGGCCCUGCGGCCUUCCCGAGACCAUGCCAACCACCAAAAUACUCGUUCCACAUGACCCCACUUUCUCAUCCACUCCCCACACACUAGGGACCAUUUACAGAGGGCCGGUUAACCCACAAAGCCGCACGUCUUUGGAGAUAUGAGGGGAAACCGGGGCACCCGGAGGAACCACAGGGAGAACGUGCCAACUCCACACAGACAGCACCAGAGGUCAGGAUCGAACCUGGGCCUCUGGCACUGUGAGGCAGCAGCUCUACCAGCUGCUCCAUUGUGCUGCCCUGUAUGUGGUCCGCAUAUGUUAUGUAUUCAUCAAUAAGUUUUCUAAAGAAGAAAUUUCACCUUCUUAUUUCUAAGCAAAGAUGGAAAUCUUGUAAAUCCACCUGUGCAGCCAUUUUAAAGACUUCCGCUUUCAAACCUCUCAUUUAUCCCAAUUUAACAUGCUGUUUUCUAUACACAAACAUGUACUGCGAUUGUCACAUGGUUAGCUGCUAGUCUUUGUCUUUAGUGAAUUCUGCCUAUUACAUUCCACAAUUGCAAAAGCAUAUCGACAAAAUUAGGAGAAGUGAUUUUUUCGCCAUUAAUUCGUCAGGUUUAGUAAAAAAAAAAACCAAGACCAUGUGCUGUUGGUACAGGAGCAUUAAACAUGAAAUGAUUUAAUACAUGAUUCCUCUGACCAACACUGCAAAGAAAUACACACUUCUCUCUGUAUAAUCUCGCUACAUUGAUCACACUGUAUUGAGUUAAAGGCAUGAAAAUCAUUCAGUUAAAGGUGCUCAGUCAGUGAUGUACUGUUUCUCAGUCACAAUUUGUGCCUAAACUAAAAAACAACACUAGUGAUAAUCAUUUGUCUUUCCCCAAACAAUCCAUGAAUAACCAAAUCUUUUGCCGUUUAUAUUCCAGGCAGAACGCUCUCGAAGGGCCGAAUGGCCUCAUUCAGCUCCUAGAAACAUAGACAUAGAAAACAGGUGUGGGAGUAGGCCAUUCGGCCCUUCUAGCCAGCACCGCCACCAUUCAUUAUGAUUAUGACUGAUCAUCCAAAACCAGUACCCCAUUCCUACUUUUUCCCCCAUAUCCCUUGAUUCCAUUAGCCCUAAGAGCUCUAUCUAACUCUCUCUUGAAAACAGCAAGUGAAUUGGCCUCAACUGCCUUCUGUGGCAGAGAAUUCCACAGAUUCACAAUUCCUGUGUCUCAUGAUCUAAUUUACUUAUUUAUAUUCCAAUUUCAAGCUGAAGAGUUUAUGUAAUUAGACAGCUUGCCAAAUGUGUCAGGUCUUGACCCUGGUUUGUGGUAGGGUUUUUUUUUGUUUGUUAUUUUUUUAAAUUUCAAACUCAAAACUCACUAAAGUGCAAUGCAAAGUGAUUUCCCACCUGCCGUGGUUCUGACUUGUUUUAAUUGUAAAACAUCCAGUGAAAAACUGUGGCAGUGGAAGGUGGACAUCAAGUGAGACAACAGCCAGUUAGAUCAGGAACAAUAUUCUAGCCCUGUAGAGAGAAUUUAUGUUACUGAUCUUCAUCUCCACCUUGAUUGCCUACCUUUGGGUUUGUCGUCUAGUUCAUGCAGCUUUGUAGGUAAGGAGGGGACGGUCUACAAUGAUCAGGAAGGCAGAUGUCCGGAAACAUCAGACCCAUCUGCUUGCUGAACCCCGGCUACACGUGACAACAAACUAAACUGAGCCGAGCAUUAAACAGACAAGAGGAAAGACUUACUGAAGAGAGUGCAGUUAAUCCCGAUGGUGAUAGAGAGAAAAAGCAGCUUACAUGUAAAAAGUGCUGGAGAAACUCAGCGGGCCAGGCAGCAUCUCUGGAGAAAAUGGAUGGGUAACGUUUUGGGCUGGAACACUUUUUGAAACUGAAAGUUAACGAAGGGGGGAGAGGGGGAAUUGGAGGUAGGAAAAGCCCAGAUAAAUCAGUGCCAGCAAUAGAUGACCAAUGAAGGGUGGAGCCCAUCAUAGCCCAUUGGCACAACCCUUUGAUAUCACCUCUUCCCCAGCCUACAAUGGGCCAUUAUGGCCUCCACACUUCCUAUUGAUGCCCCUGAUUUGUUCUGGCCUUUUCCUACCUCCAGUUCCCCCACCCCACCCCACCCCUUUUACUUUCAAUCUGAAGUAGGGUUCUCACCCAAAAUGUAACCCAUCCUUUAUCUCCAAAGACCUGACCCACUGAGUUGCUCCAGCACUUUUGUGUCUACCUUCGGUUUAAACCAGCAUCUGCAGUUCCUUCCUACAGCUUAAAUGUACAUAUUAUCCUUCAUAUCACUUUCAACUUGGCCCAAAGCACUUCUGAAAUAUUGUCAUAGUUAGAACACAUGAAAGGCAGCAGUAUUUACACAUGGCAGCUCCUAGUUCUAACAAUAUAAAAAUGCCUCAACCAUUCUGUUGUUGAUUGAAAAAUAAAUAUUGGCCCAGAAAUUAGUAGCUACUUCUACAAGUGGUCUUUGAAAAAGUGUCUUAUUUGUCCAUAGUUGGAGGUCAGGUGAGACCUAGCCUUAACGUCUUUGCUGAAAGACAAAGUUGAUCGCCCACAGUACUGCACGGAAAUGCCAUUCAAUGUUUCUGUAUUUCUGGAGAGUGUCUGGAACCUGAUUGAGGUGAGAGUGCUGCCAAAUCAGUCAGACUUUACACUAUUGUGAAAUGAAUAUUUGAUAAGUGAAUUCCUGCCUCCUGCAGACUUGUCAUUUGUCCAUGUUAUAUAUAUGGACAAAUGACAAGUCUGAUAUAUAUAUUUGUUAAGCAGUUCAGGUGAAGUUUUCUCCUGAAAUUUGAUUGAAACCCUAAUGUAAAUCUUGUACCAGAAUUUCCAUGUAAGCAACCUAGAGUAAAGGGUCAGUGUUUGCAUUCGUGAGAGAUUACUAUGUGGAAAUUGCCUGCUGUGUAACUCUGACAAACAUAGAAACAUAGAAAAUAGGUGCAGAAUUAAGUCAUUCGGCCCUUCGUCCCAGCACUGAGCCUUGCGGCACCCCACGAGUCACUGCUAAAUACUUCAGUAUAAAUGAACUUGCAAAGGGAUUGGAGUGUCCUGUUAAGGGUUUAAUUUAGUUUAGUUUAGGUUAGAGGUACAACUUGGAGACAGGCCCUUCAGCACACCGAGUCCUCGCUGACCAGCGAUCAUCCGUAAACCAGUUCUAUCCUACACACACUAGGGACGAUUUACAGAAGCCAAUUAACGUCCAAACCAGCACGUCUUUGGAAUGUGGGAGGAAACCGGAGCACUGAAAAAAAACCCCACGUGGUCACAUGGAGAACAUACAAAACCCGUACAGACAGCACUCAUAGUCAGGAUGAAACCCGGUCCGUGGCGCUUUAAGGCAGCAACUCUACCACUGCGCCACUGUGCUGUUAUUUUGACAUUAAAUGUAAUCAAGUCUGACAGUGUUCUUUGUUACAAUGCUCAUAUAUCCUGACUUUCAGAAUGAUGAGUUAGUUGUGACAUUGUGUGCAUUAUAGAGAAUCAUAGAAUCAUAGAGUGAUACAGAGUAGAAACAGGCCCUUCGGUCCAACUUGCCCACAUCAUCCAACAUGUCCCAGCUACACUAGUCCCACCUGCCUGCGCUUGGUCCAUACCCCUCCAAACCUGUCCUAUCCAUGUACCUGUCUAACUGUUUCUUAAACGAUGGGAUAGUCCCAGCCUCAACUACCUCCUCUGGCAGCUCGUUCCUUACAGCCACCACACUUUGUGUGAAAAAGUUACCCCUCAGAUUCCAAUUAAAUCUUUUCCCCUUCACCUUAAAACUAUGUCCUCUGGUCCUCGACUCACCUACUCUAGGCAAGAGACUCCGUGAAUCUACCCAAUCUGUUCCUCUCAUUAGAAAACAGUGUUUUGAAUUAAUCUUGGAAAGGACAACAGGGGCAGAACUGAAGGUGGACACUUGGUUACGACCAAGUUCAUCUACAUACUCAGUUAUCUUAAAUAGGUUCUUAGCUUUCUUCCUGCCCACCUAAGAUACUUUGACAGGUAUUGUUGUCCAAGAAUGUCUAAUCCAUAUUUGCGGAGUGAUGACUUUAAAAGCACUUUGAUUAUUGGUGACUUUACACAUUUAAACAAUGAAAAUGUUCAUUGUGUAUUUAAAGUCUUUAGGCCUUCAGAUAUUCUUAAUUUUGUUUCAUAAUAGAGCUUUUCCUUAUGAAAACCAUCGCAAAUAAAUUCCUAUCCACAAAAUACUUUCCAAAGCAAACUGAUGACCAAAAAGCUAGUUUUAUGUUUUCUCAAUUAAUGUAUAUUUAAAAAAAAUAAAAUCUUAGUUUUUUUUUAGGUUAAGUGAUUGUUAUCAUUGAAUUAAUUUCCUUAAAACAUCAUGUAUAUAAUUGUUUCUAAAUUGUAAUCAGCUGUAAGAUGUCUUGAAAUAUUAAAAUAUGUUAAUCUGCCUGUAUUAAAGAUUCACAAUAUUCAACUAAAGCUCUUUUCUAAAAAAGAUGAUUGUCGGCCUGUCUUAGAACUGCAGAUGCUGGUUUACACAAAAGGAUACAAAGUGCUGGAGUAACUCAGUGAGUCUGCUAGUGUUACAUGUUUUCAUAUGUUAAAUAAUCAAAUGCAUUUAUCAAAAAAGUGUUUAUAAAAUGUGCUUGUAAAAUCAAUAUUUUAAUGUACUGUUAAUGUUAAAUUUGUUUUUGUGCUUUGUGUAAAUAUGACCGUUUAGAGCUGUAUAUUAUACAGAAUUAUAGAAUAUUAAGAUAUUGUGUAAAUUACAAAUUACUGUUUAAAGUGGUUGGUUUUCUCUAUAAUGUCGUAAGAAAAUGCAAACUGUAAUAAAGUAUAUACUCUUA
This is a messenger RNA of Leucoraja erinaceus (little skate), 7875 nucleotides long. RefSeq names its product solute carrier family 6 member 2 (gene slc6a2). The transcript has 15 exons. Gene Ontology annotation, cellular component: neuron projection; plasma membrane; neuronal cell body membrane. Lineage: Eukaryota; Metazoa; Chordata; Chondrichthyes; Rajiformes; Rajidae. Gene Ontology annotation, molecular function: norepinephrine:sodium symporter activity; neurotransmitter:sodium symporter activity; dopamine:sodium symporter activity. The coding region runs from base 397 to 2259 and encodes 620 amino acids. The record is from RefSeq and is a predicted model, not a curated record. Gene Ontology annotation, biological process: dopamine uptake involved in synaptic transmission; sodium ion transmembrane transport.